This is a messenger RNA of Penicillium waksmanii, 324 nucleotides long. Its product is annotated as vacuolar ATPase assembly integral membrane protein VMA21. The coding region runs from base 1 to 324 and encodes 107 amino acids. The transcript is spliced from 3 exons. The record is from RefSeq and is a predicted model, not a curated record. Gene Ontology annotation, cellular component: endoplasmic reticulum membrane. Lineage: Eukaryota; Fungi; Ascomycota; Eurotiomycetes; Eurotiales; Aspergillaceae. Gene Ontology annotation, biological process: vacuolar proton-transporting V-type ATPase complex assembly.
AUGUCAGCCCGCAAGCCCCAUGGACAGAGCUACGCCGACGUUGCCGCCAACCCACCACCAAAGACCGACUCCAUCGUGGCCCCAGCCGUCCCAAGUGAUGUGAUCUUCAAGCUGCUCGCCUUCACUGCGGCCAUGGUGUUUGGCCCCAUCGGCAUGUAUUUCCUGACUGUGAACACCAUCUUCGGCGGAAACCCAACAUAUGCCGGAAUUGUUGCAGCAGUUACGGCCAACGUGGUAUUAUUCGCCUAUAUCUACGUUGCCUGGAAAGAAGACCAGGGAGACCGAGAAGAAGCCGCCAAGGCCAAUUCAAAGAAAGGACAGUAG